AUGGGAAUGGGGGGGUUUGUGGUAUCACGGUCUCCUUGCUACUGAGGCUUUCUUUCCUUUGAUCCAGAUGGUGUGGUGGCCCGGUUCUCCCAGUGCCUGGCUGAGUUUCGGACGUGGUUAAGAACCAACUGGUUGAGGUUCAAUGCAGACAAGACGGAUGUGAUGCUGCCAUCUGUUGAAUCUUCAAGUCCAGGAGGUUCAGCAACAUCAGAUGACCAUGAAUUUGAUCCAUCAGCUGACAUGCUGGUUCAUGAUUUUGAUGAUGAACGAACAUUAGAAGAGGAAGAAAUGAUGGAAGGAGAAACAAACUUCAGUUCUGAAAUAGAGGAUCUUGCAAGGGAAGGCGACAUGCCAAUCCAUGAACUUCUCAGCCUUUAUGGUUAUGAUAGUACUGUUCGCCUCCCUGAAGAAGAUGAAGAGGAGGAGGAAGAGGAGGAGGAGGAAGGGGAUGAUGACGAAGAUGCUGAUAAUGAUGAUAACAGUGGCUGUAGUGGGGAAAAUAAAGAAGAAAAUACCAAGGAUUCCUCAGGUCAAGAGGAUGAAACUCAGUCUUCCAAUGAUGAUCCAUCACAGUCUGUUGCAUCUCAGGAUGCUCAAGAAAUAAUUCGCCCACGGCGGUGUAAAUAUUUUGAUACAAAUAGUGAAAUAGAAGAAGAAUCUGAAGAAGAUGAAGAUUAUAUUCCAUCAGAAGACUGGAAAAAGGAGAUUAUGGUGGGCUCCAUGUUUCAAGCAGAGAUUCCAGUUGGCAUUUGUAGAUACAGAGAAAAUGAAAAAGUGUAUGAAAAUGAUGAUCAACUCCUGUGGGACCCUGAAUACUUACCAGAAGAUAAAGUGAUUGUAUUUCUUAAGGAUGCAUCUAGAAGAACAGGUGAUGAGAAAGGAGUAGAAGCAAUCCCCGAAGGAUCUCACAUUAAAGACAACGAACAGGCAUUAUAUGAAUUGGUUAAGUGCAAUUUUGAUACAGAAGAAGCAUUGAGAAGAUUAAGAUUUAAUGUCAAAGCAGCUAGAGAGGAGUUGUCUGUUUGGACAGAGGAAGAAUGUAGAAAUUUUGAACAAGGAUUGAAGGCCUAUGGAAAGGACUUUCAUUUGAUUCAGGCUAAUAAAGUUCGAACAAGAUCGGUUGGCGAAUGCGUAGCAUUCUAUUAUAUGUGGAAGAAAUCUGAACGUUAUGAUUUCUUUGCUCAGCAAACACGAUUUGGAAAAAAGAAAUACAAUCUCCAUCCUGGCGUCACGGAUUACAUGGAUCGCCUUCUUGAUGAAAGUGAAAGCGCCGCCUCCAGCCGGGCACCUUCCCCUCCACCAACGGCCUCAAACAGCAGUAACAGCCAGUCAGAGAAGGAAGAUGGCGCCCUGGGCAAUAGCAACCAGAAUGGGGUGUCAUCUAAUGGACCAAGUGAAAUGCUAAGCAAAGAGGAAGUAAAGGUCGAAGGGUUCCACAUCAAUGGACCUACAGGUGCAAGUAAGAAGCCUCUUCACGCAGACAUGGAUACUAAUGGUUAUGAAACAGAUAAUCUGGCCACGGACCCUAAACUUGCCCACGUGACUGCAAGAAGCGACAAUGAUUUUGAUGAAAAAUGUGAGAGACCUACCAAAAGGCGAAGGGUGAACAGCAAUGGAAAAGAAAGUCCCGGGUCUUCUGAGUUUUUCCAAGAAGUAAUCUCACAUGGAAAAUUUGAAGAGCUUGAAAACUCAGAUGACUAAGCUUUAGACUUAGCUUUCUUUGAAGUAAAUUCUGGUGUGACUAAAAUUUUCAGGGUUGAUGGGUUACCUUAAAGAGUUGAUUUCCUUGAAACACUUAAAUUUUGAAUUGAGUCCUAACUUAAUAGAGUUCAUAAUUCUGCCUUUUGCAGACUUUGUACCUCAAAGCUAUUAAGACCCUUUUAAAGAUAUUAUAACAGCUAGUUUAAUGAAUUUGGAUGGAAGCAUAAGCUGUACUUUUCUCAAUUGGCAUAUUAAUCCUAAAAUAUCACAGCAAAGUACUUUUUUUGCUUAGUUUGAUAGAGAAAAACCAAGGUCAAUUUUCUUCUGAAUUUCUUGAAAUGUCUUUUAAUAAGACAGUUUCUCUCCAUGAAAAUUGAGUAUGAUUAUUAAGGAAACCCUUAUGAAUCCUGAAAGUUAUGCUAGCAUGAUUUUUUAUAUAUAGAAGUUUAAAAAUAAACCAAGUCAGGUUUGUAUAUGUAAAAUUGUUGACAUCAAUGAUGUCUUUCCAUAUUCUUAUCUGGGCUUAAGAAAUACAUUCUGUAUUUUUCCAGAUUCUUUGUAGCCUUUGAAAGAUUUUUACAGUACAUAUGUCUUGACUGAACUGUCCUUUCUUAAAACAAAAGCUUGUAUAAUUUUCUUAACUUGUACAGUUGGUAAACUUUUAUGAGAGGAAUUCAUAUCCUGAGUCUGUCAGCUUUCAUUUUAUUUUGCUAAGGUUUUUCUAAUGAAUUUUUAAGUGUUUGUGUCAUGUUUCUUAUUCAGCUGGUAAAAGCAUUCAUAAAGGAUUGUGAAAAUUUGUUUUUUUUUGUUUUCCAAGUUUCUACCUAAGAAUACAUAGUUUAAGGAUUCUGAAAUUAAGCAUGUUGUCUAGAUUGCAUCGUUUGUUUUGCAUUUGCUAUAAUUUUCAGAAUUAUUUUUUGAAGCAAGAGUUUACUGGUUGCUUAAGUGCUUAACUGUAUCAUGCUGACCAGAAUUCUGUUCAGUUAUUUUUAUAUGUACUAUAAAAGUUCCAUUUAUGCAUUAAAUAAGCGAAAAAAAAGUCAAGUGAUAUCAGAUACUAGCACAAAGUAUCUAAUAUCUAAUAGAGUUGUCAGACAGCAAUACUGAUAUUGUGAGU
This is a messenger RNA of Suncus etruscus (white-toothed pygmy shrew), 2818 nucleotides long. RefSeq names its product MIER1 transcriptional regulator (gene MIER1). The transcript is spliced from 13 exons. Lineage: Eukaryota; Metazoa; Chordata; Mammalia; Eulipotyphla; Soricidae. The record is from RefSeq and is a predicted model, not a curated record. The coding region runs from base 163 to 1701 and encodes 512 amino acids. Gene Ontology annotation, cellular component: nucleoplasm. Gene Ontology annotation, molecular function: transcription corepressor activity; histone deacetylase binding. Gene Ontology annotation, biological process: negative regulation of transcription by RNA polymerase II.